Messenger RNA from Oncorhynchus keta (chum salmon), 5583 nucleotides. Its product is annotated as MAM domain-containing glycosylphosphatidylinositol anchor protein 1. Gene Ontology annotation, cellular component: cell-cell junction; membrane. Gene Ontology annotation, molecular function: cell adhesion molecule binding. The record is from RefSeq and is a predicted model, not a curated record. The coding region runs from base 950 to 3832 and encodes 960 amino acids. The transcript has 19 exons. Gene Ontology annotation, biological process: cell-cell adhesion. Lineage: Eukaryota; Metazoa; Chordata; Actinopteri; Salmoniformes; Salmonidae.
UUGAGAUAGAGGGAUCGAAAAGAGAGAGAUUUUUCUUUUCCCUAUCUCUUUCUGAUCUAAUUGGCCCAUCGGGAGCAGGGGCAAGUGUUCAGUAGGCAGGACCCGUUUGCAGCUGCACUGUCUAUAAUUGGCAAUCCUCCACGAGUGAAACCACAGUCACGAAAUUCGACCAAAACCACCCCAAAACAAAUCAACCCCCUCAGAGCUCAAAUCAAACCCCAUCAUGUUAUAUGGAGCAGGAGACGCGAACUUGGAGUUGAACUGAUGUCCGACAGAGAGAGAAGCAGGAGCUACAUGAGCCUUUCAUUGACAACCUGUUCAGUGAGACGAGCGUAUCUAUCUAUCUAAGCCGUGCGUUUUUUGGCCACGGUGUCCGUCACGUCGUUCUCAGUUUGUGCACAUAUUUCUACUGGCAAACAGUAGGAUACUUAGAGACGCGAGAGGUGUAGUGUAUGGAGAGUGGGGACUUAUUUUGACACCUAAUACAGUUUCACAUGUUCGAAGAUUCCAACAACCUACGUGGGACUGAGAACCGUGUAAAGCAAUAAGAGGCGUUACAGAAAAGGCACAGAUUCAACUCCGACGGUUGAGAAACAGAGUGAUUUUGGACUGCAUGUGCUUAUGAGGACUGCUUUGUGCCCUGAAGAAUCCCCAACAAAUGUUCCAACGCGUUAAAAGUUACCCGGUGGAUUUUGAUCACAGUUCUACUUUCUUUUGAGAACUGGUUAAUUCGAUAUUUGAACUAAGAAGGCUACGAAACUGGAAUACCUAAGUGGGUAUACUUAGAUUUACAACGCAUUUAUGGUGAGACAUUUUUAAGCGGUUUUAUAACGGAAUUGGGCUAUCUAUCGACUCUGAGCCGUGCAAGGGUUCGAAAAAUCGGGAUAUAGAAGAGUUUUAAGAAGCUCUGCUACACUUGGAGUAAGGUUAUGAGGGAUCGGAGCUGAAGAUGGAGCUUUUCUGGAUUUUGGUAUUUUCUAUCAUCUACCCGUAUGCGCAAGGGCAAGGAGUGUACGCCCCUGCCAAUGCCAAGAUCGUGCAUGAGGGCCAGGCGUGUGUGGUGAAGGACGACAACAUCAGUGAGAGGAUCUACACCAUCAGAGAGGGAGACCACCUGGUGCUCAAAUGUCUGGUCAAAGGACACCCACGACCACAGGUGCGUUGGACAAAGACAGCAGGCAGCGCCUCUGACAAGUUCCAGGAGACGUCCAUCUACAACGAGACUCUGCGCAUCGAGGGCAUCCAGCGGGUGCAGGGCGGCCGCUACUACUGCAAGGCUGACAACGGGGUGGGGGUGGCUGCCAUCAAGUCCAUCCGGGUAGACGUGCAGUACCUUGACAAACCAGUUCUGACGGUGCACCAGACCAUCAGCGAUGUGCGAGGGAGCUUCUACCAGGAGAAGAAGGUGUUCUUCCGCUGUACUGUCAACUCCAACCCCCCGGCCCGCUUCAUCUGGAAACGAGGCACCAUUCCCAUAGAGCAGAGCAAGGAUAAAGGAGUGGACAUCUACGAACCGCUAUACACACAGGGGGAGACCGAGGUUCUGAAGCUGAAGAACCUGAGGCUGAAGGACUUUGCCAACUACACGUGCCAGGUGUCCGUUCGCAACGUGUGUGAAAUCCCUGACAGCUCUGUCACCUUUCUCCUCACCAUCGGCACCACUCCCCCUGCUCUACGGCUUUCUGUCAACGAAUCCUUGGUGGUAGACCCCGGGAAGGACGUGACCCUGUCAUGCGAGGUGACCGCAGGAUUGCCUAAACCCACCAUCACCUGGUCGCGCUACCUCAACCCGUUGCCGAGAAACUCGUUGGUAAGAGAUGGGACUCUGGAGUUGCGCUCGGUGACGCCCGCCGACUCAGGCUUCUACAACUGCACUGCAGUCAACAAUGUGGGGAACCCAGCCAAGAGGAACGUCAACCUCCUCGUCCGAAGUAUGGGUAACCUUACCUUCCAGAUCACACCCGACUCCAACAAGGACAGUGAGAGCAUCCAGAUGGGCCGUGACCUCAAGCUUUCCUGCCACGUGGAUGCGGAGCCCCAGGACAAGGUGAACUACACGUGGUACCAGAACGCGAUGCUCAUCUACAACUCGGACAGCCUGAUUGUGCUGCACAGCGACCCAGACAUGGCGCCUGGUACUAGCAGUCUGGAGAUCGUGGACAUGAAGUUCCACGACCAGGCCACCUACAGCUGCGUGGCCAACUUCCCCGGGAGCACAGUGCCCGAGCUGAGGGUAGAUGUCAACAUCACCCAGAACAGCGUUACUCCCCCAAUUUUAACGGUGCCAGAAGGGGGCCAGGUGGUGAGCGUGAGGGAGGGAGGCACCACCGACCUGGUGUGCCUGGUUGAUGGCAAGCCCCGCCCACCCGUGCUUUGGUCGCGCGCCGACAAGGACCUGACCAUGCCCACGGGUGAGUGGGCGGUGGAAACACGCGACGGGCGCCUCCGCCUGACCAAUGUCACCCGCGACCUGAUGGGUGCCUACCGCUGCCAGACGGCGCCAUACAAUGGCCUCAACGUCAAGCCACGUCAGGCACAGGUUCAGCUGAAUGUACAAUAUGCUCCAGUCCUGGACCCGGUUUUCCAGGAUGUUCGCUCGCCCAACUACCAGUUUGUAACCCUGCGCUGCAUCAUUCAGAAGUCCAACCCACCACACAUGGCCAGCAUCCGCUGGACGCGAAACGGCGAGCCCCUGACCUCCCUGACCCCAAACCCCCGGGAGAACCCGCAGCUGAAAUUCAAAUUGGACCCCAGCAACAACGGCACGUACAAGUGCCGUGUCAACAACGGCGUGGGCUCUUCUACCUGCACCUUCAACAUCUCAUCACGUCCAUAUAGUGCUGAGUUCUACUUUGACACGCCCAACCCCAUCCGCAAUCUGAAGGGCAACAACUUCUCCUACAACCUCCAGUGGACCCAGAGAGAUCCCGUGGCUACAGACCGGAUCAUUGGCUACUGGGUCAACGUUCGCAAUAAUGAAAAGAUGAAUCAGAUGAACCUGUUCUCCAAGCAGAUCGACAAGGAGCCGGUGAAGGGAGGCCUCAUGUCCUACAUCCUGACUGACCUGAAGAUCCCCCUCUCCUAUGAAAUCCGCCUGGCCCCCAUCACCACCUAUAGCACAGGAGACUAUGUCAGUCGCACCAUCAAGUACUCAGACUCCUACAAUUACCCAAGACCUUCAGACCAUGUUUGUGGCUUUGAGGACAAACACAUCUGCGGUUUCUCCCAGGACCGUGGCGACAAUUUUGACUGGACAAGACAGAACCACCUGACACAGAACCCCAAGCGUUCAUCUAAUACUGGCCCAGAGAUGGACAGGAGUGGCACCAAAGAAGGUUGCUACAUGUACAUUGAGGCCUCUAGUCCCCGGGUACCGGGGGACACUGCCCGUCUCUUGUCCCCCCUCUACAACGUGACUGCUGCCAGGGGCCCCAAGGGCUCUGGUCGUCUCCCUUACUGCAUCUCUUUCUUCUACCACAUGAAGGGCAAGCAAACCGGUACCCUGGACGUGUGGCUGAGGGUGAAGAGCAUCGCCUCUGUGGACACUAAGGUCUGGAGCCUGAUUGGGAACCAGGGUCCUGACUGGAACCAGGCCAACAUCAUUGUCAACCCCAGCGGACCCUUCCAGGUGGUGUUUCAGGCCAUUCGGGGAUCGGGCUACGAAGGGGACAUUGCCAUCGAUGAUGUAUCAGUCACCAAAGGGAAAUGCAAGCAGGAGAAUUCCGUUUCCAACACAGUUCUGAUUGGAGGAGCCCCGGUGCUGUGCUCGCAACCAUUGGCCGCCUCACUGACCUUCGCCCUCUGCUCCUAUCUACUGCUGCUCUACAGAUGAUGAGCACAACUCACAGCGUCACCUGUCCACCUUUCUGUUUUCAUCGCCAAUCCAUCCUUCAUAUCUCCCAUUCCACCCUGGCUAAGCUUGUACCAUUUCUUCUCUCGCAUUCUUCUUUUCCACACUCACACUUUUACAGUCUUAUGCUGCUGUUUUCCCCAGUCAUACUCAUCUCCUUGUGACCUUUGACACCCAAUAUCCAACCCCUCACAGCAGACACUCACCCGGCUUCAUACUUCUCUUCACUCUCUCACUCUUCCAUCACCUCCAUCUACUCUUUCCCAACCCUGUAUUCCUGGGACACAAGUGUCGGACACUCUACCAAAGAUGACAAAGGACAAAAUAAAAAAUAUGGGUGGCGGGAGGGGCAGAGGAUAAUAAGAGAAGGGGUGGUCUCCCCCCUGUUUUUGACCCUCCCCCUUGCCUCCUUGGGCUGGGUGCUAGGUAGCUUCCGCAUCACGAAGGCAGACUGACUGACAGAGAAAGAAAAAUAGAAAGAAAGAAGCUCCCACUUGCCUCUCCUCUACCAGUCGCUGCAGUAAGACCUGCGUUAGAUUGUACAUAUACAUUUCUCUAUAUAAUAUAUAUUACAAAAGUUUAGAUAACAUUUAAGUGAAGAAAAACACUCAUGGACAUGGACGACUUUACAGGCUACGACAAAACUGAACUAAAGAAGCACAAAUUUAUACAAUCUAUUCUUUCUUUCUUUUCCAUAGAAGUGUUUUUUUAAGUACUUUUACUGCAUGAGGCUUUUUUUUCAUAUCGGUCAGUGAUAAAAUCGAAUCUCCCACUGCGUAAAAACUGGUUUAAUCAAUGUUAUUUCCAUGUCAUUUCAACUCCCAAAAUCAAUGUGAUGACAUUUAAUGAACUUGGAAAACUAAUUGGAUUAGCAAAAAGUCAUCAAUGUAAGGGCAUUUUGUAUUUUUUUACCCAACUUUGAACCUAAAUCCAAAAGUGGAAUUAUUUUGUUGAUUUCACGUUUAAUUCACAUUAGUUGACAACUCAAGCAAAUGUAAAUAAAAACUAUAAUUUGAACUGGCAUCUAUACCCAGUGGGCUUGUUCAUACUAAACAAAAAUAUAAACACCAAGUCGAAACAUUUAUUUGUCACACGUGUUUUGCAAAUGUUAUUGAGCGUGUAGCGAAAUGCUUGUAUUUCUAGCUCCAGCAGUGCAGUAUUAUACACACCAAUCUAUGUAAAGGAAUGGAAUUAAGAAUAUAUAAAUAUAUGGACAAGCAAUGUCAGAGCGGCAUAGACUAAGCUACAGUGGAAUGGAAUAGAAUACAGAAUACACAUAAUAGAUGAGUAAUAUACAAUAUGUAAACAUUAUUUAAGUGACUAGUGAUUUCAAAUCUAUGUAUAUAGGGCAGCACUCUCUAAUGUGCUAGUGAUGGCUAUUUAACACUCUGACGGCCUUGAGAUAGAAGCUGUUUUUCAGUUACUCGGUCCCAACUUUGAUGCACCCGUACUGACCUCGCCUUCUGGAUGAUAGCGGAGUGAACAAGCAGUGGCUUGGGUGGUUAUUGUUCUUGAUGAUGUUUUUGGCUUUUUGUGACAUCAGGUGCUUUUGGUGGCCUGAAGGGCAGGUAGUUUGCUGCGGUGAGGCAUCGGGCAGACCGCGCCACCCUCUGGAGAGUCCUGCGGUUGCUGGCGGUGCAGUACCAGGCGGUGAUACAGCCUGACAGGAUGCUCUCAAUUGUGCAUCUAUAAAAGUCUGUUAGGAUUUUUUACUCAGCCUCCUGAGGUUGAAG